AACUCACAAAUAUAAUCUAGUAAAUAAAGUAAAUAGAUGGAUAUAUAUAAAAAUGAAUUCUUAAGAAUGCAUGUAGACAAACAACUGCAACUGAUAAUGAAAGAGGUAAUUAUAUCGUUGGUCUCAUCUGUGAAAACUGGGAAAUUUCGGAACCGUGAACAGUGGAAAAAGAAAAUCUGAGUUAAAUAAAACUACAACUCCCGAACACUCCAUAAAGACCCGCCUUCUUUCACUAUCAUCUAAUACUAUUGGCUCUCAGGUGCUUGAGCGACUCUUUUCUAGCCAAUCAGCAUUCUUCAGGAUGGAAGGAAUGUGGGCCAUUGACCGGCGUAAUGCCAGCUCAGAGAAAGUGCCACGACUCCACACAGACAACGAUUGACUCCUCAACCCGGGACAAGAUUUCUUUUUGUUUUUUGCCGGCGUGGUAAGAUAGUUGGAUUCAUUCACUUCUGUUUAAACUCUUCCUGAAGUGAUUAAUCCAACGGAAAUCUGUCGCGAGAAAAGGUUUAAUAAGAAGGCAAACUUGCAGUCAUGGACAUCUACGAUCCCCAGACCCUUGGAAUAGUUGUGUUUGGAGGCUUCAUGGUGUUCUCAGCCAUUGGGAUAGUCCUCGUCUCAACAUUUUCCAUGAAGGAGACCUCGUAUGAAGAAGCUAUAGCCAAGCAACGAAAGGAGCUUGGAAAGACCCAGUCCAGCCAACGAACAGACAAGAAGAAAAAAGACAAGGCAGCUGAGAAAAAAAACCGAGGUAAGAAAAAUGAAGAGAAGCCAAAUGGAAAGAUCCCAGAGUCAGAGGCCACCCCUGAGGCUGCAGAAACACCAGCUGAGCCCAGUCCACCAAUUCCACCAGCCCUGGAACAAGUAGCUGCUUUGGCACUUAAACCAGAAGCCCUAGCCCAGAAGUCUGCUCCAACGGCCCCAGCCCAGAAGUCUGCUCCAACGGCCCCAGCCCAGAAGUCUGCUCCAACGGCCCCAGCCCAGAAGUCUGCUCCAACGGCCCCAGCCCAGAAGUCUGCUCCAACGGCCCCAGCCCAGAAGUCUGCUCCAACGGCCCCAGCCCAGAAGUCUGCUCCAACGGCCCCAGCCCAGAAGUCUGCUCCAACGGCCCCAGCCCAGAAGUCUGCUCCAACGGCCCCAGCCCAGAAGUCUGCUCCAACGGCCCCAGCCCAGAAGUCUGCUCCAACGGCCCCAGCCCAGAAGUCUGCUCCAACGGCCCCAGCCCAGAAGUCUGCUCCAACGGCCCCAGCCCAGAAAUCUGCUCCAGCUGCUCCAUCCCAAAAGUCUGCUUCAGCUGCCUUAGCCCAGAAAACAACUUCUCCUGCCCCUGCUCAGAAGUCUGCUCCACUGGCCCCUGCGCAAAAAUCUGCACCAAUCCAGAAAUCCUCUCCGUCUGCCCAGGCCCCAAAGUCUGCUGCACCUGCCCCAGCCCAGAAGGCUGCUGCACCUGCCCCAGCCCAGAAGGCUGCUGCACCUGCCCCAGCCCAGAAGGCUGCUGCACCUGCCCCAGCCCAGAAGGCUGCUGCACCUGCCCCAGCCCAGAAGGCUGCUGCACCUGCCCCAGCCCAGAAGGCUGCUGCACCUGCCCCAGCCCAGAAGGCUGGUUCAACUGCCCCAGCCCAGAAAUCUGAUCCACAAGCCUCAGUCCAAAUGGCUGCUUCAAGUGCCCCAGCCCAAAAGUCUGCAACAACUGCCCCAGCCCAGAAAUCCUCUCAACCUGCUGCCACCCGAAAACUCAGUCCACCUGCCCCUGCCCCUUCUCCUAAGGCUGCAGCAGGUCCUCCAUCUGCAGUCCCUGCUGCACCCCAUCCCAUUCUUGAUGAUGCCCCACCUGCCCCAUCUCCUAAGGGCAAGAGGAAGAAGAAAGCCAAAGUGGAGUCUGCCUCUGCUGAGGUUCUGCCCAAAUCAGUGGCUCCAUUGGAGACGGUGACUAAAAAGGUUCCAGUGAUGGCCGUACCUCCAGUGGGCACUCUGAAAGCCACUCCAGUAAAUACUGUGCUGUCCAAAGCAGAGGAACCCAAACAGGAGGCUUCAUCUAAGAAGAAAACAGGAUCCAAGAAGAAGGUAGAGCCAGCGGCGGCUGCAGACCCCGCAGACAGUCCAUUGUUCCUGCCAUAUAAGGCUCUGGUGUCCACCGUGAGGAGUAUGGUUUUCAGUGAAGGAGAGGCCCAGCAGCUCAUUGAGAUUCUGUCUGAUAAAACUGGCAUCAUCCAGGACACCUGGCACAAGGCCACACAGAAGGGUGAUCCGGUAGCAGUACUGAAGAAACAGUUGGAGGAACGGGAAAAGCAGCUGGCAGCUGAGCAGGAGGAUGCAGCAGCUGCUAAGAGCCGUCUUAGAGAACUGAAUAAGGAGCUGUCUGUGGAGAAGUCAAAGGUGGCAUCUGUGGAGACCAGGCUGAGCUCUCAGCUGAGCAAGCGAGAGCAGGACAUUAUCGCCUUGCAAGCACGCAUGCAGGCCAGUUAUCAAGACCACCUCGCCGAGACCCAGCAACUUAAUGCCAAAGUCUUGGCUCUCCAGGACCAGCUGGAGAAAGGCCCAAAUGCUCAGCUGGCCCGUCUACAGCAGGAGAACUCUAUCCUCAGAGAUGCUCUCAACCAAGCCACUAGUCAAACUGAGAGCAAACAAAAUGCUGAGUUGGCCAAACUGCGUCAGGACUGCAUGCGACUGAAUAAAGAGCUGAUUGAGAAGAAUGAGGCCUUGCAGGCUGACGACCAGCUCAAGAAAAGUCUGGAAUCCAAAGCUGCCACUGCUGAGAAACAACUGGCCCAGCUGCAGGCAAGCUGGGCGAGUAGUGAACAGGCCCUGCAGAAGCGUCUGGAGGAAGUGAGUGAGGAGCUCAGACAGACCCAAAGCAGCAGAAACAGCCUUCAGACGCAGCUGGAACAAGCUCAGCAUGAUGCCACGGAUCUAGCAGAGGCACAAACUCGUGUAGCCAGUGUGGAGGCAGAACUGAAAGAGCGUGCCGGACAGGUGGAGAGUCUGCAGAGCCAGCUGAAGCAGACACAGAUGGAGAGAGAGCAGCUGCAGGAGGCAAGACAGAACAAAGAACAGAACCACAAUUCAGAAGCUUUGAUGGCUGAACAGGAGCAAGCAAAGAGCAGUCUGAAGGAGAAAGAGAGUAGAGUUUCAACUCUUGAAGAAGAGCUGACCCAACUCAAAAACACUAUCGCCAAUCAGGUGGAUAACAAAGCAGAUGUGCAGUGCUUGCAGCGCAGCAUAAAAGAAAAAGAUGACCAAAUAGCAGCUCUUCAGGAAGAACUUCAGCAGGUUAAAGAACAAAGUUCUAACCUCAACAAACUUGAAAACACAGAAAUGCUGGAAAAGCUACAAAAAAGUUUGAAAGAAGAGAAAGCUCGAGUGGCUUCAUUUGAGGAUGAGAUGAGACAGUGUAAAGAACAGUGCAACACUAGAAUGGAAGACAACACAACCAAAAUGGAGUCACUACUUAAGAGUGUAACUGAGAAAGAAAGCCUUGUGACAUCACUACAGCAGGAACUGCAGCAACUCAAGGAGCUAUAUCAGUCACAGGGCAAGAGCUGCGAGAGUUUGGAGGACGUGCUGCAGUCUUUCCAGACCGAGACCAAAGAAGUUCUUCAUUCCCUUUUCCCACACAUCAAUAUAGACACUGAACAGACCAAAUGGUUGAAGGACUUUGCUGUGAAAGCACAAGAGGCAUUAAAUCAAAAGCAACAGAACAAAGAAUCCCAGCAAAGUACAGAGAUGUUGGAGAUAAUGGGGAAACUACAGAACGCCAAAGAGAGUCAAUCCACACUACAAGCAGAAUGUGAACAGUACAGGAGUGUACUGGCUGAGACGGAGGGGAUGCUGAAGACCCUUCAGAAGAGCGUAGAGGAGGAAGAAAGGGUGUGGAGGACCAAGAUAACGGAUUCAGAGGAGAAACUAAGGAUGGCAUUCAAAAAGGUGCAAGAAUUAGAAGAGACAACAGAGAGCUUGAGAGCGGAGAAUCAAAGCAGUCAACAGCUGAAGGACAAGGUGAUGCUGCUAGAGGCCCAACUAGAGGAACAGAUACAGUCAGCUUCUACUGACAGCCAGAGCCAAUCUGAAGAGAUGACGCAUUUGAAGCAGCUUUUGUCAGAAUCAGAAAGACAACUGAGUGCAGCCCAACAGGAGGUUGAGACACAGCAGGAGGAACUUUCACAGGUCAGAAAGCAGCUGAAUGACGUGACGCUGCGAGCUCAGGGAGUGGCCGAGAAUGGGCAGCCUGAGGCAGAGGAAUUUCAGGUCCAGGCUCAACUGGAGCAGACGGUGGACAAAUUGCAGAGUGAACAAGCUCUAAACCAGCAGCUGUCUACAGAAGUAGAGCAGGCUCAGGAGACCCUCAGAAAACAGCUUCAAACCCACAUGGAACUAACAAAGUCAGCUGGAGAUACUGCAGCCAUGGAGGAUGUUUCUCAGCUGAAGGAGUGUCUAGAAAAAGAGCGAAAGAUGACAAAAGAUUUGGGCCAGGCAGCCACCAAACUCCAGCAGCUGCUUAGAAACAGUCAGGACCAACUUACCAAAGAAAAAGAAAAAGUCAGGACCCUGCAGGAUCAGUUGCAAGAAAAGGAGGGUGGUGGAGAGCUGAAGGGAGGCACUUCUGUUUAAGGUGGAAAACACUAAACAUCUUGCCAAAAAUUGCCUUAAGGUUACCAAAAUGAAGCAUUCCAUAAUUGUUUUUUCUUGUUGUACUGUAGUCUUUUGAAAAAUUGCACCUUUUGAGAAAUCUUUAACCAAUGCAAAUAUUUUAUUAAGGAGAUUUGCUUGAACGAUUUCUGCUUUAUACAUUCCAUCUUAAAACUUCUGGCUAUGGCCUAAAUUAUUCCUCAACUGCCUUAUAUUUUCUGAGUGUUCCUGCAUUUCCCCUAAUGUCAGUGUUAAAAGGGAAACCGUAUGUAUGUUAAGUAUACAUCAACUAGUGCAAAUGCUUGUAAGUGAAUGAAUAUGCAUACUUUUAUGGUACAUGGAUACAGCAUCUGGAAUGCCCUCUCUGCAGUUGGCUUAAACACCACUGUAUAAAUUUGAUAAUUAAUAAACAUACCUACAACACUG
This is a messenger RNA of Myxocyprinus asiaticus (Chinese sucker), 5049 nucleotides long. Its product is annotated as ribosome-binding protein 1-like. The record is from RefSeq and is a predicted model, not a curated record. Gene Ontology annotation, biological process: protein transport. Bases 532 to 4605 code for a protein of 1357 amino acids. Gene Ontology annotation, cellular component: endoplasmic reticulum membrane. NCBI's taxonomy places the organism in Eukaryota, Metazoa, Chordata, Actinopteri, Cypriniformes, Catostomidae. The transcript is spliced from 29 exons.